UUUAUUUGCAGCUUCUCAUUGGUCCUCUCGUCUGUCAAUCAAAGAGCCAGACGCGCGCUUUCGUCGCGGGCGCGCGCAGUGACAGCUGUCGUCGGGGGCGCGCGGCGGAGCGGGUGCACAACAGGAGCAAAAACAUCAAAUACCUUUGCUUACGUAUAAUGGCUGCGGGUUCGAGCUCCAUGAGGAUUCUCAUCAAAGGUGGGCGGGUCGUGAACGAUGAUGUCACUCAGGAGGCGGAUGUUUACAUUGAGAACGGGCUCAUCGUGCAGGUGGGGCGGGACCUGAUGAUUCCAGGCGGAGCCAAAGUGAUUGACGCUUCCGGGAAGCUGGUGAUUCCAGGAGGCAUCGACUCCAGCGUUCAUCUACAUCAGACCUUCAUGAACGCAAACACACAGGACGACUUCUACAGCGGCACCAAGGCGGCGCUGCUGGGUGGCUCCACGAUGGUGAUCGCUCACGUUCUGCCCGAGAGAGACGCCUCGCUGCUGGAGGAGUUCGAGAGGAUCCGCGCUCGGGCCGACGCCGAGGCCUGCUGUGAUUACGCUCUGCACGUCAGCGUCUCCUGCUGGGGGCCCAAGGUGCGCAGGGAGAUGGAGGUGCUGGUGGGAGAGAAGUGCGUGAACUCCUUCCAGAUGUUCAUGGCGUAUAAAGACGUUCUGAUGCUGAAGGACUCGGAGCUCUAUCAGGCGAUGCACACCUGUAAAGACAUCGGGUGUGUGUGUGUGUGAGUCCACGUGUGUGAACGGAGAGCUGGUUAUGUUUGUGGUGUGAGAACCUCCUUGGAUCUGGGCAUCAGUGGUGUGUGAGUGAUAGAGAUCAGUCGACCGGAGGAGGUGUUGUGUGUGUGUGUGUGUGUGUGUGUGUGUCUCAUGAUCUGUUCUUCACCGCAGGCUCACUGUCCAGUGUACUUGGUGAAUGUCUCUAGCGUGUCUGCUGCUGAUGUCAUCGCUGCUGCUCGGAUGCAGGGUAAAGUGGUUCACGCCGAGACCACGCUGGCUCAUUCUGCGCUGAGCGGCAUGCAUUACUAUCAUCAGGACUGGGCUCAUGCCGCCGCCCACGUCAUAGCCCCGCCCCUCCGGCUCGACCCCAGCACCCCCGACUCCCUCAUGGGCCUGCUGGGCAAUGACAUCAUCAACGUGGUGGCGUCGGAUCACCGCGCGUUCAACACUAAGCAGAAGGCCAUGGGCAAAGAAGACUUCACCAAGAUCCCUCACGGAGCGUCCGGCGUGGAGGACCGCAUGAGCGUCAUCUGGGAGAGAGGAGUGGUCGCUGGUAAGAUGGAUGAGAAUCGUUUCGUGGCCGUGACGAGCUCAAAUGCGGCGAAGAUCUAUAACCUGUACCCGCGGAAGGGCCGCAUCGUCCCCGGGGCCGACGCUGAUGUGGUGGUGUGGGACCCGGACGCCAGCCGGACGAUCUCGAGGAGCUCUCAGGUUCAGGGAGGAGACUUUAACCUGUACGAGGGUCAGCGCUGCCGCGGCGUCCCGCUGGUGACCGUCAGCCGCGGCCGUCUGGUGUGUGAGAACGGCGUCUUCACCUGCCCUCAGGGCUCCGGACGCUUCUACCCCAUGAGAGCCUUUCCUGACGUCCUCUACAAGAAGAUGGUCCAGAGAGAGAAGACUCAGAAGCUGCGCGGCGUGGAUCGAGCGCCGUACUCGGGAGACGUCGCCGCCGUGACCAACUCCGUCCGGAAGGAGUCGUCCGCUCCGGAGGCCGAUGCUCCCAUGCGGGCGGCCCCCAGACACACGGGCGUUCGGGACCUGCACGAGUCCAGCUUCAGCCUGUCAGGCGCUCAAGUGGACGACCACAUUCCUAAGAGGUCCUCGGCCAGGAUUCUGGCUCCACCUGGAGGGCGUUCCAGUGGCAUCUGGUAACCGUGGAAACCGCAGAACCGUCUCCACGGCGACCCCUUCCCGUCCUCCUGUGUUUGAGAGUAUUAAACAUCGCUGUGAACGAAGACCUGGACCGCAUCCAAAGUGCCAAAAAACCUCUGCUCCGUCAUUAGACUCUCACUGGCUUCCAUAGUGUUUGAAGAGAUUACAAAAUAUGGUCCAGGGACGUUUUGCUAUGUUAUAAAAUCAUAACUGCAAGUUCGAAAAGUUAGAAAACUCAAACUCAAACUCAAAAGACCAGAUCAGAGAACAUUCUAUUCAAGUCUGUGUGAAGUCAGUUCAGAGAAUUGAUGUAAACACAUUAUAAAUGUUAGAAAUGCUUCGCUGAAACAUGUUUCAAAGACUGUGAACUAUAUAAUACUUAAUGGAGAAGUUAUGACGUUUUUUUUACAGUUUUCCGUGAUCAGGAUUUAUUGGGCGGGUCUAAACCGGUGAAAAUAAAAGAGCUUUGAAUCUCGCAGUAUGUCAAACACUGAUUGGUUGAGAGUGUGGGUGGGCGUGGCUUCAGCGCCGUGAGACACGCCCCCAGCGUUCGAGAGCAGAGAGGACGGCUUAUUUUUUACGAUUUUGAUAUCUUGUUUUAUUCACUUCGCAUGUCCUUUAGUAUUCAAACUCAUUUUUCAGUGGCGUGACAAACUCAGAACACACAGUUCACACAGACUUGAACGUCCUCAGAAUGCUUCCUGUGAGCUGGGAUACUAUGGAAGUCAAUGGGUACCGUCAACUGUUUGGCUAAUUCUUUAAAAUGCAUUUGGCAGAAACAAAAAUAGCAUGAGGGAGAAAUUUCAUUUUUAAUUCACUCCUCCAGAUCACUGUUUAUAGUUCACGAAUUUGCCAAAACAGUGCUGUGCUCAUCCCACAUCAGGAGUCUGUUUCUGUGAAUGGGUGCCGUCAGAAUCACAAUAAUAAUAGAUCGUCGUCUAUCUUCUGGACCGGAGCGCUGUGGAUUAUUCUGAUGUUUUUCUGACGGCACCCAUUCACUUCCAUUGCUGAGACACACUUCUGAUGAAGAAACACGCCGGGAUCAGCACAGUCUCAGCUUCCUGUCUGAACAUACUGAUGUGUUUGUGUUUAUAGUGAUGAACAAAGUGUCUGUGAAAUAUCUAUAUUUGACAUAUUCAUAGAGCUGUAUGUUGUUAGUUUUGAUGUGAUGAAGUGUCUAAAGCUUCUCUGGUUCAGGUGUGGUUUAGGUCAGGUGUGUGUUGUUCGUGUGUUUGGCCCCGGGCCCCGGGCUGUUCUUAUUGGUGCUGUUUUUUAAAUCGUCAUUUCUGAUCUGCGUUUAUAUGGUUUAGGUGUUUGGGUUUUUUACUUUUCAGAAAAAGCACUUUGUGAAGCGGUUUAUAAGGUUUGUGUCAGUGUUUGUGAUUUGUUCUUCACAGUCGGAGCUGAAAGUGAAGGCUUGUUUGUUAUUAAUCAGAUGGAUAAGUGCAAAAAUAUAUGAAUAAAUGAUCCCUGAAACAA
Messenger RNA from Puntigrus tetrazona (Sumatra barb), 3350 nucleotides. It is a transcript of the gene dpysl5b, whose product is annotated as dihydropyrimidinase like 5b. The record is from RefSeq and is a predicted model, not a curated record. The transcript has 12 exons. Gene Ontology annotation, molecular function: hydrolase activity, acting on carbon-nitrogen (but not peptide) bonds, in cyclic amides. Gene Ontology annotation, cellular component: cytoplasm; cytosol. NCBI's taxonomy places the organism in Eukaryota, Metazoa, Chordata, Actinopteri, Cypriniformes, Cyprinidae.